Messenger RNA from Heterobilharzia americana, 1416 nucleotides. NCBI's taxonomy places the organism in Eukaryota, Metazoa, Platyhelminthes, Trematoda, Strigeidida, Schistosomatidae. The record is from the annotation of a GenBank genome assembly.
AUGCUUGUCAUUGAUCGUCCUAGGAUUUUGGAGUUGUUCGUGUAUGAUACUCUGGAGUGUAAAAAGGAAGGCGAUGAAUAUAAGAAGAUUCUAUACUUCUUUCCAAAUGAAAAACCACUGGAUGAUCAACUCAACUCCAUUGGUCUUUCAGAGGCUGUUGUAACGUUUACCAAUUGUACAUCACUUCGUACAAAGAACACAAACAGAGUUUUCAGAAAUCUAGCUCUUAAUAUAUGGAUUGUUAUUGUUGUCUCCGUACCAUUAACAUCAAAUGUAACAAGUGGCAGUUUGACUGAAAAUGACUCUUUACACAGUCAAGUUGUUGAGUCAGUUUUGUCAACUGCUUGUGAAACAUUCGAAUAUUUACGUACAAUGCUUUUUGAGCAUUAUGAUCUGUUGGACUGUUUCAACGGGAUUCAAUUCACAUCCAUAGAACCAGCUGAUUUCGGUCGUGUUCAUGGUCUUCUCAGUAGGAUUGGUUAUGGUUUUAAUUGUAUAGAACACUCGGCGUUUUUCUACGAAGGUAGACUUGUAUACUCUUCUUUGGAUUUAACCUAUGUCCGUCAUAUCUAUCACUAUCUAAAUUCAUUUCUAUUCAUUGAACAACCGGAGUUAACGCAUACAACAACAGCGAGAACAACAACUGCUGCGAUAAAAUCCAAGCAUUUGGGAAGAUACCUUGUCGGUCCAAAAGACCUAUCCGAUUUAUCUCAACAGGUUAAAUAUCCGCUAAUAUGUUCUCCGAAUUCCACCCUCCCCAACUGUCAGUUAAUUACCUAUCAAGCUUUAAGAGUCGUUUUAUGUCUACUCGUUAAAGGUACUGAUUUUAUUCCAGUGCAAUUUUUUGUGGAGUUUGAUAGAGUGGUUGGUCCGCGUUUAACUUUGUUAGCUGAACGUCUUGCUGCGAACCAGAGCAACUCAUUUAUGGGUGGUAGUAUCUUCCCCUUACACCUAAUGGAAGGUGCAGUGGACGUUAAUUCGCAUGUUGUACCAACACUUGAUGGUCUUACAAUCACUGAAGACGGGAUCAGUAAUGCAAUAGAAAAUUUAAAUUAUGUGGAUUCUCCUUUAUCUUCAGUCUAUACAAAUCGAUUCAUUUAUUGGAAUCCAUCAAUAUGUUCUGUAAUGACAACUUUGCAUGUGUACACUGGUUCCGGGAAACGACCAAUCAAAGGAGCUAAAGCACUUUUGGAUGUUAUGGUUGAUUUACGUGAAGAAUUUUCUCUCAGACCUAAUGCAUGGCAUGAAGAAAUCACUGUUAGACUGGAUCCCCAUUGUUGGGUUGUCUGUAUACGAUCUAAUGGACGUGAAGUGUAUAUGGUUUUCAUAAUUAAACAGGAUAGUUUACGGAAGUUAGAAGAAUCUGUUCGACGCGUAUACGAGACAACGUUUCGAGGUAUAUUCUUGUUAGAAUAA